AUGGUUGGCCACAUGGAUUCAAGGUUGUGGUAUAAUCGACCUUCAGACAGAUGGACCGAUGCGCUACCUGUUGGUAACGGAAAGCUAGGUGCCAUGAUAUAUGGCAUUCCGGACCAUGAACGCAUUCAGCUCAACGAGGAAUCUGUCUGGUCAGGCGGUAAGCGAUCUAGACUGAACCAGAAUGCUUCUGAAUCUCUGGUCAAGGUCCGGCAAUUGUUGUGCGGAGGUGAUGUUGAAGCGGCAGAGCGACUAGCAGAUCUUGGAAUGGCCUCGACUCCGGUCAGCAUGCGGCAUUACGAGUCACUUGGCGAGAUGAAGUUGACGUUCGAUGCAAUCCCAAAAUCCUUGGUCAAGGAGUAUGAAAGAUGGCUCGAUCUUGAGACGGCAGUUGCCGGCGUAAAAUUCUCUGCUACCGAUACACUUUAUGAACGGGAGAUCUUUGCUUCUGCACCUGACAACAUCAUCGUCCAGAGGCACACGGCCAAGGGGAUUCAGAGGCUGUCCUUCCAUGCCAUGAUACACCGACCAUAUGAAAUGCUGAACGUCGCUUAUGAUACAUCCUACAAUGAUGGAAAAGAUACUGCUUUUAUGAUCGGGACGUCUGGAGGGUCUGACCCAAUCACUUUCGCAGCUGCGAUCAACAUUCAGACCGACGGUAAAAUUGAGGCUUUAGGCGAGUUCUUGUUGGUCGAAGAUGCCACAGAGGCCAUCAUACUCUUCACAGCGGCUACCACUUAUCGGACACCGGAUCCCAUUACAACACUGCAAAAGACGCUAGACAGAUCCAAGAAGCAUUCUUACAGCCAAUUGCGCUCAAGGCAUGUUGAGGACUAUCAAGCUCUUUUCCGAAGCUGUACACUGCAACUUGGUCACCCAGAACCCAGUAAUUCGAGACUCCCUACCGACAAACGAGUCGAGGCCCUCAGAAAUGGCGAAAGUGAUGUUGGUCUUCUUGCACUUCAGUUUCAGUAUGGCCGCUAUCUGCUGAUCUCUUGCUCGAGACCUGGAACGCUGCCGGCUAAUCUGCAAGGUAUAUGGAACAAGGAUUACAUGUCAGCAUGGGGUUCUAAGUACACCAUCAACAUCAACACAGAGAUGAAUUACUGGUUGGCUGAGGUCACCAAUUUGUCUACCCUGCACUCUCCACUAUUUGACCACAUUGAAACAAUCUGUCAGUCUGGUAGGCAGACUGCUCUAAAAAUGUACAACGCUUCUGGAUGGGUUGUACAUCACAACACAGACAUAUGGGGUGACUCUGCACCACAGGAUCGCUGGCCUGCCGCCGCUUACUGGACACUGGCGUCUGCUUGGCUCUGCACUCAUAUACUCGACCAUUUCUUAUUCACAGGCGACACGGAUUUCUUGCUCGGGAAGAUUGAUACCAUGUCUUCCGCGAUCGAUUUCUUUUUGGAUACUCUACAGCCCGUCGAAUUGAACGACAAGGCCUAUUUCGUCACUAACCCAAGUGUCUCGCCUGAAAAUGUGUAUUUCACUGCGACUGACAAUGUCGGUGCAAUGACCAUUGGCCCUGCGUGCGAUUUCCAGAUCCUCCGACAAUUCUUUAAUGGCUUUGUGUCUGCAGUCUCCUCGCUUCCAGAGAAUCCCGUCGAUCCAUCUUUCAUCUUGAAGAUCCAGGAAACCGUGGCGAGAUUCCCUCCCACUCAAAUUUCUCAGCGGUACCCCGGUGUCAUUCAGGAAUGGCUGCACGACUAUCGCGAAGCUGAACCCGGUCACCGACACAUUUCACAUCUAUAUGCACUAUACCCAGGUACACAAAUCCUCCCGCCUGGGUCAUCUGGUCACGAUGCAACCAUUUGGGAUGCUGCAAAUCGCACGAUUGAGCACCGACUUGCAAACGGCGGUGCUGGGACAGGUUGGUCACGAGCAUGGACUAUCAACUGGUAUGCUCGUUUGCUUAACGGCGAAGAGGUUGCGCGCCAUAUCUCCGAGUUCUUCACCCAGAGCACUUAUCUCAAUUUAUUCGACGCGCACCCGCCGUUCCAGGUUGACGGAAAUUUCGGUUUCACGAGUGGCGUCGCAGAAGCUCUGCUGCAGAGCCAUUUUAUUAGGCUCCCAGGUAAUGUUAGAGAGGUAUGGCUUUUGCCUGCUCUGCCUGCUUCUUGGGGGUCGGGCUUGGUGAAGGGUUUGGUUGCUAGAGGUAGUUUUGUAAUCAACAUUCACUGGGAAGACGGAAUCGUCAAGAAUGUGGAAAUGGAGAGCCGCUUGGGCGGCACUAUUGUGGUAAGAUACGACAUGCAGGGAAGAAAAGGAGUAAAGGUCAUUCCACGGGCAACUUAUGAUGGCUUCAAGGAGUUGAGCAAUGGUAGAUUCGAGCUAUCUACGCGCCAGGACGAGACAUAUAGUUUUACUAUUGAAUACGCUUGGUAG
Messenger RNA from Exophiala aquamarina CBS 119918, 2388 nucleotides. RefSeq lists its product as uncharacterized. Gene Ontology annotation, molecular function: alpha-L-fucosidase activity. Bases 1 to 2388 code for a protein of 795 amino acids. The transcript has a single exon. Gene Ontology annotation, biological process: carbohydrate metabolic process. NCBI's taxonomy places the organism in Eukaryota, Fungi, Ascomycota, Eurotiomycetes, Chaetothyriales, Herpotrichiellaceae. The record is from RefSeq and is a predicted model, not a curated record.